AUGUUUCCUACUAUAUGGAGGCGCACGGCGUUACAUCUCCCAUCCCGAUACUUUGCCACGUCCUCAAAACCACCAGCAAACCUCGUCUCUCUCCUCCGCAAGCAAACCAACGCACCACUAUCCAAAAUAAUAAAGGCUCUCUCCCACUCCAACAACUCCAUCCCAGCCGCACUCGACUGGCUCUCCCACGACGCACUCGCAUCAGGAACCGCCAAGGCUGCCAAACUCGAUCGUGUCGCUGCUGAGGGUGUCAUAUACAGCAUCACACCAUCAACAUUAAUUAAAGGACGGGGCGUCAGAGGGAUACUGGUUGAAGUAAACAGUGAAACGGAUUUCGCGAUACGUGGACCGCUGUUUCAGGCGUUUGUCAAGCGAGCUGCUGUGACGGGGGUGAUGUUUGGUGAGAGUCUUGCUGGUGUUGUGGGGUUUGGAAGCACGACGUGUCUGCAUGAUGUGGAUGCACGUAGAUUAUUAGAUGCACCUGCAUUCCCGCUGCCGGAUUCUCCCGCCAUAGAAGAUAAUACUCCCUUAAAGGACCUCCUCGCAACACUUAUAGGCACCAUCGGCGAACGCGUCACGCUCCGACGAGCAUGCAUCGCCCUCCCGCCGCCACGUAUCGCAGCAUCGGAUCCGCUAACCAUCGUAUCCAGCUACAUACACACGCUGCCGGGCAGCGAUAUGGGGAGGAUGGGCGCUAUGGUGGUACUAGCUGCGCGGGAAGCAGUACAUAAAACAGGGAAUGUGGAUGGUGGUGUCGUGGAUGAGAUUGAGCGGUUUGGGAAGAGGCUUGCUCAGCAUGUGACGGGUUUUAAUCCGUUGACUGUGGACGGGUUGCUGGAGCAAGAGUUCUUGUUUGGCGGUGGCAUGGUCAAGGAUGUGGUUGCAGAGAUGGAGGUAGCCAAGGGUGUGCGCGUUGAGGUGGUGGAUUUUGUGAGGUAUGAGUGUGGAGAGGGGAUUGAGAAGGUGGAGAAGAAUUUCGCGGAGGAGGUUCAGAAGCAGUUGGAGUAG
Messenger RNA from Synchytrium microbalum, 1008 nucleotides. RefSeq lists its product as uncharacterized. Lineage: Eukaryota; Fungi; Chytridiomycota; Chytridiomycetes; Synchytriales; Synchytriaceae. The record is from RefSeq and is a predicted model, not a curated record. Gene Ontology annotation, biological process: mitochondrial translational elongation. The transcript has a single exon. Gene Ontology annotation, molecular function: translation elongation factor activity; protein binding. Bases 1 to 1008 code for a protein of 335 amino acids. Gene Ontology annotation, cellular component: mitochondrial matrix.